Messenger RNA from Spinacia oleracea (spinach), 1236 nucleotides. RefSeq lists its product as uncharacterized. NCBI's taxonomy places the organism in Eukaryota, Viridiplantae, Streptophyta, Magnoliopsida, Caryophyllales, Amaranthaceae. The record is from RefSeq and is a predicted model, not a curated record. Gene Ontology annotation, biological process: DNA transposition. The transcript is spliced from 3 exons. Gene Ontology annotation, molecular function: zinc ion binding; transposase activity; DNA binding. The coding region runs from base 1 to 1236 and encodes 411 amino acids.
AUGCACCUAAAUAUAAAGGUUUUGCAUAGUAUACACCUAUUUGUAAAGUUCUUUGCACCAAGUGGGGAUGUGAACCCCAAGUUCAAGGCUUAUGGGAUAGUGGACACUGAGAGCUGUGAUAGUUGGACAUAUUUCAAGAGAUGCUUGAGGCAGAUGUUUGAGCAAGAGGGUUGCAACAAAGAUGAUUGGACCUUCAUCAGUGACAGAAUGAAGGGAGUUGACUUGGCAGUGAGAGAUACUUUUCCUAGAGCUACUAGGAGAGUUUGCUGCCAACACUUGUACAUGAAUUGCAAAAACAAUGGAUUUAGUGGAUCUGCUUUCUUCAAACUGUUUUGGAUAGCUGCAAAUGCACACAAUGAGUAUGUGUAUGGUAAAGCAUUAGAGAAGAUCACUGCUCAUGAUCCAAAUGCUGCUGCAUACUUGGACACAUGCCAGGAGGAGUGGUCCAGGCAUAUGUUUGACCCUGCUGUUUGUUGUGAUCACAACACAACAAACUUUGUGGAGUCAUUCAAUGCAUGCACAAAACCAUACAGAGACAUGCCUGUAUUCUCAUUGUUGGAAGCAAUCAGAAAGUGGUGUAUGGAGAGGGUUGGGGCAAGAUUUGACAUGGCAAUUGAUAUGGAGGAUGGUCAGUUGACUGAGUAUGCCAAGAAAGAGGUGGAUGAAAGAACAGGAGAGUCUAGGUUCUGCUAUGCUACAGCCUGUGGUGGGGGAGAAUUUGAGGUCAGAGAUGCACAUGUGAACUUCUCCAUCAGGUUAUCAACUAAAAGAUGUGGGUGUGGGAAGUGGAAAAUUUCUGGAAUCCCCUGCAAGCAUGCACUCAGGGUGAUUUAUGACCAAAGGCUGAACCCCAUUGAUAUUGUCUCCCCAUUCUUCAAGUCUGCUGCAUACAAGCUUACAUAUGCAGACCACAUUCACCCCAUGUCAGACCCAACACAGUGGCCUAACUUUUCUCUCCCUACCAUUCAGCCUCCAGUCAUCAAAAGACAAGCUGGCAAACCUGCUAAGAAGAGAAAGAGAGGACCAAAUGAACCCAGGAAGGGGAAGAGGAACAGCAAUGUGAAAUGUGGAAAGUGCAGGGAGUUUGUUCAUAACUCAAGGACAUGUAAGAAUGGAGGACCAAGCACUGGACCAAGCACUUCAGCAGCAGCAGGAGCAAGUACAUCACAAGGGGGUCCAAGGGGGGAGGAAAAGAGCAAACACAGCAACUUAACCAUGCACAAAGUUAAAAGUUAG